AUGCCCGAUUACAGAAAAGGAGAAAAAGUCCGCUACAAGCCUGUUGGAGGCCCCGAGUCCAAAACCUCCGAGGCUGUCGGCAUCAUUCGCGAGGUCUCCACUAAGCCAACUCAAAUGACGGGUCGCAAUGUAGCUGCUUCGGAAGACGAGCCACGGUACACGAUUGAGAAUGCGCGUACGCAUAAGCAGUCGGCUAUCAAAGAGUCGAAUAUCUUGGGGCCUGAAGAGUAG
Messenger RNA from Aspergillus viridinutans, 231 nucleotides. Its product is annotated as DUF2945 domain-containing protein. The transcript has 3 exons. The coding region runs from base 1 to 231 and encodes 76 amino acids. NCBI's taxonomy places the organism in Eukaryota, Fungi, Ascomycota, Eurotiomycetes, Eurotiales, Aspergillaceae. The record is from RefSeq and is a predicted model, not a curated record.